AUGUCUAAGCCGGUGGACCAUGUGAAGAGACCCAUGAACGCCUUUAUGGUGUGGUCUAGAGCCCAGAGGAGAAAGAUGGCCCAGGAGAACCCCAAAAUGCACAACUCGGAGAUCAGCAAGCGCCUGGGUGCCGAGUGGAAGUUGCUGACCGAGUCGGAAAAGAGACCGUUCAUAGAUGAAGCCAAGAGACUACGGGCUAUGCACAUGAAGGAGCAUCCGGACUACAAAUACCGGCCCCGGAGGAAGCCCAAGACCCUACUAAAGAAGGACAAGUUCGCCUUCCCCAUGCCUUAUAGCCUGGCCGCGGAACACGAGGGGCUGAAGGCCGCCACCCUACACGGGGCCGGGGUGCUGACUGACUCUCUGCUGGCCAAUCCGGAGAAAGCAGCAGCCGCGGCAGCCGCAGCAGCAGCCAGGGUCUUCUUCCCCCCCUCCGCCGCCUCCAGUCCAUAUUCCCUGUUUGAUCUGAGCUCCAAGAUGGCAGAGAUCACAUCCAGCACUUCCACCCUCCCCUACGCCUCUUCUCUGGGAUACCCCCAGUCCAGCGGAGCAGCGGCAGCAGCUGCCAGCGGGGGGCACACUCAUUCCCACCCAUCCCCCGGGAAUCCUGGCUAUAUGAUCCCAUGUAACUGCACAGGCUGGCCCAGUCCUGGACUGCAGCCACCCCUAGCAUACAUCCUGUUCCCUGGCAUGGGCAAACCCCAGUUGGACCCUUACCCCGCCACAGCUUAUGCUGCCGCCUUAUGA
Molecule: messenger RNA, 747 nt
Organism: Staurois parvus
Lineage: Eukaryota; Metazoa; Chordata; Amphibia; Anura; Ranidae
Source: the annotation of a GenBank genome assembly